Messenger RNA from Vavraia culicis subsp. floridensis, 504 nucleotides. RefSeq lists its product as uncharacterized. The coding region runs from base 1 to 384 and encodes 127 amino acids. The record is from RefSeq and is a predicted model, not a curated record. The transcript has a single exon. Lineage: Eukaryota; Fungi; Microsporidia; Pleistophoridae.
AUGAAGAAUACGGAUUUAGAGUACCUAUCAACAUAUUUUGUAACAGAUAUUACCGGUACUGCGCAUGUUCAUACGUCAAACUGGUUUCAUAGUUCAAAGUCGCAUGUUUUAAUUAUUGGCGCUAACCCUGGUCAACCAACUCUACUCACACCAAUGACAGAUGGAAAUGAGCCCGAUCACAGGACAAUUUAUGACCUAAUACUAAAAGAAUACGCUUUUGAUAAAGCAUUUAGGAAGUUAUACGAAUCUAACCACCUGUGCUGUGGCUAUAAACACAAAGAAUUUGCGGGAAAUAUCGUGUCCAAUAUCAAAUGCUUCAAGUGCGGGAAAUAUGCACCUUCAAAGCGGUUUACGUCACACAUGGAUAGAUGUAUGAAAAAGUAAGUUGUGAUGUGCGGGCUCUUACUUUCCUGGUUGCGGACUAAUUUUGUGGUUUUUACUUUUGCCUUCUCCUUUUACAGAAACUAUAAUGGAUUGUAAAUAAAGAAAAGCCUUGAUUGAUGA